UAAAGUCAUACAUGUGUAUGACUUUAAGAAGUGCAAGAUAAGGUUUCUGUUUUUAGCACCAGACUCCCAUGAUUAAAAAUAGCGAAGAGGGCGUGUGCGAGCCCUCAAACUCCCCUAACAGACGCUCGAAUCCUUUAGCGCACCAAUAAUGAACUAAAGCGAGAAAACUUUUAUUCCAGACGUUAUAGUACUGACAAUCACACUGUUAAACAACCCAACUCUGAGCAAACAAACUCUAGAUCCUUUACAGCCAUUUUGGCAGCUCCUCAGCGGCGACACGUGUGUCAUGAAAACGCGUUUGCGCUCUCGGCACCGGUGACUCUUCAGUCUUUCAGAGUACAGCACUAGGAAGAGUGCAAAAAAAAAAAAGACGGAUGUAACACAAUGAACCGCGUCGCGAACGACACGACGUAGCGUUGCUGUUUUUGGUUAGAGUCGGAAACGUGCUUUCUUUUUCUUAUGCCUUUAUUGAAGGAAUAAUUCUACUAAGGAUCGGUUCUCACGCGUAAAGGAGCGUGUGUUUCUCAGAAGGAUAUUAAAGGUUACCAAUGGGGUCUCAAGGGCCAGGACGUAAAAGAACCCCCAGCAAAAAUGGGUUGACUGCUGAGGAAGAUGCCCUCAAUGUAAUCGCAAAAGAGGCUGAAGCCCGUUUGGCAGCUAAGAGGGCGGCCCGCACAGAAGCUCGUGAGAUCAGAAUGAGAGACCUGGAGAGACAACAGAAAGAGAUUUAUCAGGUGCAGAAGAAAUAUUAUGGACUGGAUAACCUGGACAACAAAUGGGGGAAUAUUGAGCAGUGGAUGGAGGACAGUGAGCGAUAUACACGUAUCUCACGGAGACAUGCUUCGGUGUCAGAUGAUGAAGAACGGAUGUCAGUGGGGAGCAGGAGCAACAUACAGUUGGAUUUGGAUGCGGCGGGUGCUUACGGCGGGCUUCCCCAGGCCUCCUCCUAUCAGUCACAUAAGAAGUCCAAGAAAAAGAAGAAACAUUCUUCCAAAACCAGCAAUGGCUAUGACGAUGAUCUCAGCACAUUGUCUAGUCGGAGCUCCAGACUCAGUGAUGAGAGCAAAAUGUCUCGCUCCUCUAGAAUUGAUCAGCAGUCGAAUGCCUGCUAUUCAUCUGAGCUGUACAGCAGCAGUAAUUAUUCCUCUAAACAUCAAGCCCCUUCCUACAAUGGCUACCAGGUUGAUGACAGGUUAGAGCGAGACUACUUGGAAAAGGGUUCUUCACUAGCAUCGACUAUUUCUGGAGCCACUCUUACCUCUCUGGGUGGGACAUCCUCACGGAGAGGAAGCGGAGAUACAUCCAUCUCUGCUGACACAGAAGCAUCCAUAAGGGAAAUCAAGGAGAUCCACGAGCUUAAGGAUCAGAUUCAAGAUGUGGAGGCGAAGCACAUGCAGAACCUCAAAGAGCUCAAGGAUUCCCUUUUGGAAAUGGAGGAAAAGUACCGUAAGGCCAUGGUAUCCAAUGCACAGCUGGACAAUGAGAAGACCAAUAUGAUGUAUGAAGUGGACACUUUGAAAGACUCUUUAAUGGAACUGGAGGAGAUGCUCUUUGAAACACGCCGAGAGCUUGAGGAAAAGUGUAAGGACCUUGAACGAGAGAAGCAUGCUCAUAGUAUACUGCAGUUUCAGUUCAAUGAAUUGAAGGAGACAUUGAAACAGAGUGAAGAACUGCUCACUGAGAUCCGUCAAUUACGGCUCAAGCAAGAUGGCUAUUUUAGGGAGAUUUCUGACCUCCAGGAAACUAUUGAGUGGAAGAAUAAAAAAAUUGGGGCAUUAGAGAGGCAGAAGGAAUUUUCUGAUGCCAUUCGAAAUGAGCGGGAUGAGCUUAGAGAUGAGGUUGUUCAGCUCAAAGAUAUUUUGAAGAAACAUGGCAUUGUCCUUGGACCCGACUUGGCCACCAAUGGAGAAACAGGUGAAGAAGUCGGAAAGGCUGAUCAGAAUUCUCAAACAGCAUCAGCUGAAAUCCGAGAGGGGAGUAGCGUACUAGGCACUCAUCAGUUGAAGGUGUGUAAAGACCAGCAACAAAAAGAUUUGGAUGACGGGGUGCCAGGGAAUCAGCAGUUUUCACAUGCCCAGUUCAGUUCUUCAAACACACCUUUAGUAGCAAGUAUGGAGAAUGGAGAACUUGGGGACCAAAUGAUUCAGGGUGUAGAGCAGCUUGAGAAUAGACCUGAAGAACCUCCAAGUUCUGUUGGUGAUGAUGAACUCACUGCAACAAGACCCAAGGAGGAGAUCAAAUCUGAGGCACAUAUACCGGAAGAUUCAAGAGAUGAUACUGUGGAAUUAGGGUGCAAAGUUCACAAGGAUGGACAUUUGGAGACAGAUCAACAAGAGAGAGAAUGCGUCAAACCUAGUCAGGUCAUCAAAGAGGAAACUCCUUCAGAGUCGGUCUCUGGUUCAGUCCAUGAUGAAACUGAUAAACCUGGUGAGACUGUGCUUGAUGAUAAACUCAAAGAGGAACCUGUAGAAUCAUCUCAGACAGAGAAGCUUGCUAAAACCCAAGGUGUAAGUGCUUCAAAUAAAAAGAAGAAAAAGAAGAAGAAAAACAAGCAGAAGCAGAAACAGAGUGACAAGCAAGAGAGUGACAUAAAGAUAGAUGACAAGAAUGAAACAGUUUGUAGUGAAGACAAUCCAAACCAAAAAAUGGAGGGUGAUCUAGAAGGAAACCAUCAGGAUCCCUUAGGGAAUGAUAAAUCUGAAACAACAAUGAAUACAGAUGUCACACAUAAUGCUAAAAGAACCAGUGAAUUGGAUGGUAUCGAAACAACAAGCACAAAUAUAAAUGCUGAUGAUGCUCAAGAUAAAAUGAUGUUAGUUACAGAUGAAGCUGAUUUAGCAGAAAUUUCUAAAACAAUCUCAAAUUUUGAUUGCCCUGAAUCUGGAAAUAGCGUGAUUUCAGAUGAUCUGUCCAACAAUAUUAUCUCUAACCCCACAAACAUAAUUGAUGAACACACUGAGGAUUCAACAAAUCCUGACUCUGAAGCUGUAAUCUUUAGCUGCGAGCUUGUAUCUUCAGAAACAAAGACUUCACUGCCUCAUGAACCUUCUGCUCAGUCCAUGGAUGCUGUUGAAGGGGGUGUUCAGUCCACCAGCAGCUCUGAGAACAUUGAGUUGAAAUCAUUGAAAUCUGCAUCGGAAGACAUCAAGGAAGCGGAGAGUCAUCUGAACUGUGAAGUAGAACAGGAGGAAAAGCUCCUGAAUGUUGAUCUAGAUGGGACCACCAACCCUGAAGAUCAAGAUGGCUCUGCUCAUCCCACUUCCCCUGUAAUGGAGAAGGUGGAAAAUGAAGCUGAAAGGGUAAUCCAGGAACAACCUGUUGACCAGCCAAUGGAAAGCCAACUUCAAGACAGUAUUGGAGCAGAACUGGACCAGGAAGAGGUUGAGACACAAGAUGGACUGGAUAAAGAAAAUCUUAAAGUGCCUACUGAAAUAGUGUUUGAUGGAAGCCAUGUCGACAACACUCCUUUAAUUGAAACCCAGUUUCAGGUUGUGCAUGAGGAUCACCUGUCUGCCAAUGAAGCAAUUCAGGAAACCGUUGAGUCAGAUGCUUCUGACCAAAAACCCAAGGUAGAAAAAGAUGAGGAGGAAAGAUCAAUCCAAAAUCAAGUUACACUUGAAGUGCAACUGCCUGAAGAUGAAGAAGACCUUCUGGUGAAGUCAGAUGUGGCUGCUCAAGAGCUCAAGGAAGGAGAUGAGGAAGAGGAAGAUGACGGAGAAUCAUUUGAUUUUGAUGAAAUGGAUCUUGAAGCAUCAUCAGAUGCCCCUCUAAAAAACUUUCUAGAUCAGCCAAAUGAGGAAGUUACUCUUUUAAAAGAAAAUGUCCAAGAAGCAAGCCAGGAACACCAAAGCAAUGUCACUGAUGAGGACCAAACUCAAGAAGAGGAACAUCUAGAACUUGCAGAUCAGGAAUCAAAGCCAAAGGAGCAGAAACAUGAUGGACAAGACACAGAAAACCCACAAACAACAACAGAUGUAGAAGGAUGUUUAACAGAGGACAGCCAAAUCAACAGUGAAGUCAGACCUAAUGAUCAGCAGCAUGAUAUUACUGGAAUUAAAGAAGACGCAUUUGAGGAGCAUCAAGAUGUGACGCUCAAUGAAGGAGUUAAUCUGAUCUCAGACAUGGAGACAAGAAAUGUAGGCCAAGAGGUCAAUAGUACUAUUCAUCACGAAAAAAAGGCAUCAAAUAUUUCAGGAGAUAAGGACGUUGAGAAGGAAACCGCAGAAAGCAACAGGGAAGAUGAAAGAAAAGAAUCUAAGAAAAGUGGGAAAGGGAAGGGCAAGGGGAAAGAAGAUUGUAAAAUGUCUUAAUAGACAAGGACAUUGCUGAGUUUCUUCUCAGCAUCUUCAGUUUAAGAAGUAAUUUGCACUUAUGUAGGUCCUAAUGAAAUUAUUUUGGGACCAUUACUUUGGAGAACCCUAAAAAACCAAAGUGAUCUUACAGUCAAGCCCAAUUAUCAGUCACUGCAGCUGUUUCAGCAAACGUAUUUUAUACAUGAAUGUUUUACACCUGAAUAACAAUACUGAAUGAACACAGGAAAUUAGUUCAAACAGUAUUUAAAAUCCCAAAACCAAUCACACAUUAAAUGCUAGCAGUAAUGGGUAUAAAGUGUCCUAUUUAUUAUGAAAUUGUACAUGAGCAUGAAUAAAAUGUUUCUCAUAAUAAUAUAUGAGAAAUACGUGUUUCUCUUUUGGAAAUUACCAACUUUCUGUCUGUGCUGCAGUCAUGUUUAGCAGCUUCUUAAUUACAAUCUUUUCAGUUACAAAGGACCCGUAAUAUAUUUGGUUUAAAUGGGUGUUAUGUUGUUUAAAAUUGUGGUAAAUAAAAAAUGUUAUUGUGUGCCAACCCCUAUUAAACAUUCCUCUACAUUUUGACUGGAGCUUUGUUGUUACAUUUUGUUUUUACAAUUAAUUUGUUGGGAGAUAUGAUUGAAAUCAUAUGGAAAUAUUUUAUUCUGUUUGGUGAAGAUACCGUUGGGACAUUGAGACCUAGUGUAUGUUAACUGAACCAUUUAUGUUAAAAUAAAACGUAAGCAAAUAUAUGUUUUACACUAUUGUUUAUUGAUCGUGUUACAGCAGAAAUUUUGUCAUAAUUACAUUUUCCAGCUGACUGGAUAAGUUUUUAUUAUACAAUGAUAGAGGAAAUU
Sinocyclocheilus anshuiensis is the source of this 5146-nucleotide messenger RNA. Its product is annotated as leucine-rich repeat flightless-interacting protein 1-like. Lineage: Eukaryota; Metazoa; Chordata; Actinopteri; Cypriniformes; Cyprinidae. The record is from RefSeq and is a predicted model, not a curated record. Gene Ontology annotation, molecular function: RNA polymerase II cis-regulatory region sequence-specific DNA binding; DNA-binding transcription factor activity, RNA polymerase II-specific. Gene Ontology annotation, biological process: regulation of transcription by RNA polymerase II.